CCGAACCGCGCCGCCGGCAGACGGGGGGACACACAGCCGCACGGCCCCAGCCCCAGCUCCAGCUCCGGGACGCGGCCUCAGCAACGGGGACACCGGGACACGGCCUCAGUAACGGGACACGGGGGCCAGGACGCCAGCCUCAUCUGGAGACGGGGACACCGGGAUACGGCACCAGCAGCAGCCGCCAACUACAACAUCAUAGCAACGGCGCCCAAAGAUGUCCUACUACAGCGUGAGUGUCUUUGAAGAUGAAAAUAUUAACCUCAGACAGCAGAAGUUGGAGAAACAGCGUGCAUUGCUGGAACAAAAGCAGAGGAAGAAACGCCAGGACCUUCUCAUGGUUCAGCCCAACCAUGAAGCCAAGCCACGGAGGUUGAAGCCAAAGCGUUGUGAGGAGCAAUCCCAAUUAGUAGAGUCCCUGAACAACAUCACCACCCACAGGAUACUAGAUGCGGAAGGAGAUAGAAAGAAACCCGACGUGGGACUUCCUCUUGAAAAAUCCUUACGGCCAGACAGAAGGAAAAAUGUGCGAGGAGGUAACAAAUUGGACAGAGAUAUCGAAAGGGACAAAGGCGAACCAGAUAUUGAUGGGCCAGGAUUCUUAAUGAACAAUGAUGUGCACGAUGUUGGCAACAGACUCCAAACCCUUUCUGUUGGUGAUUCAAUGUCAGCAAGUCAUGAUGUUGAAGCACUUUUGGAACCUACAACAAAAACAGAAAUCCAAGAAAUAAUGGAACAAAGAGGAAUCUCUGGAAGCAUGAACUUCGAAGAAGACGAUGAAGGGGAGAAUGAUAAUACUUCGGGCUCUCAGAGUUAUGAAAACGUCAGGCCCUCGUCUGCCAGCAGUAAACAGUCCAUCAAGGAACCAACUGCUGCCACUCUCCCUUCUCCUGGAUCUGGCUUAAACUUGGAUGUGGACAACUUGGAGGAAUUUGCACUAAGACCUGCCCCCCGGGGAAUAACGAUCCAGUGCAGGAUCACCCGGGACAAGAAGGGAGUGGACCGUGGUCUGUACCCAACCUACUUCAUGCACCUCGAGCGGGACGAUGGCAAGAAGGUGUUUUUAUUAGCUGGAAGAAAAAGAAAAAAAAGCAAAACGUCCAAUUAUUUAAUAUCGGUUGAUGCAACCGACUUAUCGCGGGAAGCUGAGAGCUACAUAGGGAAAUUAAGGUCAAAUUUAAUGGGAACCAAGUUUACAAUCUAUGAUAAUGGCGUCAAUCCAGCUAAGGCAGUUGGAUUACUUGACGAAGCCAAUACCAGGCAAGAAUUAGCUGCGAUUUGUUAUGAGACCAAUGUCCUUGGGUUUAAAGGCCCACGGAAAAUGACGGUUGUCAUUCCAGGGAUGAGCAUGAAUCAUGAGCGAGUCCCGAUCAAACCUCGUAAUGAACAUGAAAGUUUACUGUUAAUGUGGCAGAACAGGAAUAUGGAAAACCUAAUCGAGCUGCAUAACAAGGUGCCGGUUUGGAACGAUGAUACUCAGUCCUACGUGCUGAAUUUCCACGGGAGAGUCACGCAGGCAUCUGUCAAGAACUUUCAGAUUGUUCACGACAAUGAUCCUGAUUACAUUGUGAUGCAGUUUGGACGCGUGGCAGAAGAUGUCUUUACACUGGACUACAAUUAUCCCAUGUGUGCACUGCAGGCCUUUGCAAUCGGCUUGUCCAGUUUUGACAGUAAAUUAGCGUGCGAAUGACAACAUCAGUGGAUUACAGAAGGACACAAAGGGACAUAUCUCUGAAGCAGCCUCACAAAGGACUAUGGAUUUGUUGCAAUCAUGCAAGUAGAUUUACUAUGGACUUGGUUUAAAUCAAAAAUAGAUUAAAAAAAACAAUAAAAAAUCUCCGAAUAUCAGAAAUAUAUUCCCAAGUGGCCUAGCAAUCAUGGCAGUUUGAUUAUGCUAUUAAUGCACUGUAUUUUACAUUGCUGUACUUGAAUAAGAUAUUUUGCCAAAUUGUCAUGUGGAUCAAAAUAUCACUGUUCAUGUUUGCCCACAGAAACAAAAUGGGAGCUAUCUUAAAAAGUAGGAUCCAAUUUGGCAUUAGGUGAAACAGGCAGCACUCCUUUAAAUUAUGUCACAAACAAAUGGCCGGAAUGACGAUGCUUGAAGAUCCUAUUUUGAUCCACAGAGCCUUAUUUACCCUAGUUUCAUCAAAGGCAGUAUUACAUUGCCGGAUCUCCGUUCCAAAGACAUCAGUGCUUCCCAAUACCUCGUUCAAUUAGUCGUUCCUCAGGUUGCCCAGAGCUGGUAAAUUGAGCCGCCUUUUCAUUCGGCACCCACAGGAAAACACUACUGGCGAAGAGGUGGAUGUUAAUUAACAGGAUGAAGAGUCCUGGCGUAACAUAACAGGGAUAUCCCGCCCGAUAGCUGAGCAUGUCAAGGUUCUUUCCGUUCCGACACCUUGAGAAUUUGUUUUUCCACAUCACAUGUUCCAUAUAACUGCAAGUUGGUGUGGCACAGUAUGUGGCUACGUUUCCACAUUGAGGCACAAUACUUGCUGCACAGCUUUCCAAGAGAGGCAUCUGAUUAUCAGUUCUGCUCCCCAUGUUGUAGCCGGAAUGGUACCCAGUUAAACACUCAGACGCAGAAAAUGAGGCUGGUUUUGAUUAAAUUAAUCUGUACGUGUUAGGGCUUGUGCCUUGCUCUCUGUCUAGUUAUCUACCAUCAGCGUCGAAAAUAAUAGAAACUGACAAUAAUAUUUGGUGUGUUUCGACAGCAGAACACCCAGAAUCAUGUGCUGUUACUUAACUGCCUCUGUGCUCGUGCUAUAUAGAGUUACUCGACGUAUUGCUGCCUCGAAACACAUUCCUGCCAGUGGCCUUUUGUGUUGAACACGAUGUGUUGCCCUCCAAAUGUGUGCAUUAUCUUGUGUGGUCUUCAAUGUUGUCCGCAUGGUCUGCAGAUCUUUUCCCUCUCCCCAUUACCACCAGCUCAAAUAUAGUGUGUGAUUAUAUCCUUACUCUAAUCUCACCGCCACACAGCCCACCCUUCGAUGUCACAUUUGUUUGAUGUGCUGCUGCCUCUUGUGUUUCUCCUCUCCAUGCUUCUGUUUGUACAUUGUCCCCAUAUGACACUAAUAAGUAUAUUCUUUAUUUAUAUAACUUAGGAUUUUGUGGCAAAGAGAAUGCACUUCACGACAUCUUAAAAUGCAGGGUUUUUAUUUUAAAUCCUGAUCAUUUUUAUAAACAUUUCAGCAUUGUUUUUUUAGCCAAAUCUUAGCUGCAGUAAAAUGCCUAUAUUUAACCCAUGACAAUGGUGGAUACCUUUUAUUGCCUGUGUUAUGUCUGCCCUCCAUCCAUACUUGCACACCUCAAUAUGCCAUUGUGAUUUAUACUUUGUCUGGUUUGUAUUCAUUAGUAUCUAUUAUGAAGCCAUUGUGUGAUUUAUUCCAAUGCAAAUUGACUGUGGAAAGUGUAUUUUAUAAAUUAAGCAAAUGUAAA
Leucoraja erinaceus (little skate) is the source of this 3435-nucleotide messenger RNA. Its product is annotated as tubby-related protein 3-like. The transcript has 12 exons. Gene Ontology annotation, biological process: protein localization to cilium. Lineage: Eukaryota; Metazoa; Chordata; Chondrichthyes; Rajiformes; Rajidae. Bases 218 to 1690 code for a protein of 490 amino acids. Gene Ontology annotation, cellular component: cilium. The record is from RefSeq and is a predicted model, not a curated record.